This is a messenger RNA of Protomyces lactucae-debilis, 4467 nucleotides long. RefSeq names its product P-loop containing nucleoside triphosphate hydrolase protein. Gene Ontology annotation, cellular component: intracellular anatomical structure. Gene Ontology annotation, molecular function: RNA binding; ATP binding. Lineage: Eukaryota; Fungi; Ascomycota; Taphrinomycetes; Taphrinales; Protomycetaceae. The coding region runs from base 36 to 4409 and encodes 1457 amino acids. The record is from RefSeq and is a predicted model, not a curated record. The transcript has a single exon.
AAGGAGUGCAUCCAUUGCAGCUCAGCCCAUGUUGUAUGCCCUAUCCUAAGAAACGAAAGCAUACAGACGGCCCAGUAGAUUCAUCUAGCGCAUCUUCGAAAAAGCAGAAAGACGAAAGCAUGCUCAAGGGCACACUCAAGCAUGUCGCAGCAUCAGCGCGUGCUUUCACUGCAUCAGCAUCGAGCCAAGCACCGCAAGCUGCAACUCAUACCCGCAGUAGUGGAGCUCCUGUCGCGGCUAAGUUUGGUUUCGGUAGCGGUGGAAAGCAGUGGAAGAAACUAGUCACUCCUCUCCCUGAAGGAAGGCAACCUACUCGCCAUCAGCAAAGAAGUGGACGCAGCACUCGAUCUGGUCAUGCUGGGGAGUCACAGAGAAAUCGUGGUGCUCAAAGUAGAGGAAACCGAGUACUGCACACAGAGGAAUACAUCAACAAUUCGUAUGAGCUGCCUAGGGCAGCUGACUAUGGACUCGCAAAAGAACCUGUUGAUUACCCUUCCGAGCUCCUGGCUGCUGCCAACCUGCUGGUACAGCGCGAUUUGACUAGGCAAGCUGCGAAUGCCGUUUGCGCCUUUCGUUGUAGACUCACCGUUGAAUUGGACGGUCUCCUUCUCAAAUGCAUUGGUGAUGGCAAGAGCGCAGAGCAGGCAAAGGAGAAUGCAGACUUGCAUGCUAUUGCGCAGUUGCACCAACAAGGUCUUUUGAAAACAAUUUUGCCUGGUGGUGAGCAUGCGUCCGUGUCAAAGGAUAUACUUGUACUGCAGAAAGACCCACGCCUCGACAUCAUCAACUUUGCUGCGCGACAUGAUUGCCUGCCAACCUUUUCAAUACGCUCGCGUCGCUCAAGACUCAAGUCAAGAGAAAUGCAUCGCGCUACAGUAGAGAUUAAGGAGCUGGGCUUGAUUGGACAUGGAACGGCAAGUCAGCUAGCGAUGGCUGAAAAGGCUGCUUGUGUUGCUCUCAAGGUUGCCGCUGAACAGAUGCAUGAGCAGACGGGCGAUGGCACGCUCCUGGUCAAAGACUAUACCAAGUUGACUCUUGCCAGCGCGAAGCAAUUUGUGGAAUUCUACUGCUACCAUUUCCGCGCUCGGCAUGUCAUGGAUGCGCAAAUUGGCAAAGGCCUCAAAGGCAGAUCCUCGUCUUGGCUUGCUUCAAUAACGUUGCACAUGCCACAAGCUGAAGGCGUGACGGCCGACACGACAGCACUGCCUGUCGCAGAAGAAGAUGGCGUUGAAACCAAGUCUCGCACAGAGCGCACUUUUGUCAGCGAGCUGGCUGGUGCCAAUAGGAAGGACGGUGAGGAUCUGGCCUACAUUUCUGCCGCAUUGGUUCUCAAGCGGGAAUCUCCUGAUGUCUGGAAGAAGUUUGUCAAGGAAAUGAAGCGUGGAAACGGUGAAGUGCUCAAGCCUCUCAAGCCUAUUGAUAUUGAUGUUGAUUAUACGGCAACUACCACCAUGCAAUCGACCAUUCGUGAAGUCUCAAAGGUCCAGCAGCGCGAUACAAGGGAACAUCAGCAGGAUGAACCUGAUGCAGGGAGGCAACAACGCACACACCACUACCGAGUUCAACGAUUGUCGUCGCAAGAGCAUGAGAAGAAGUCUGCUACCAUGCUAAGCCAAUACAACCGCUACCUGCAGGAACCCAGCCUCGGCCCCUUGCGGGAGAAGCGUGAAGCGUUGCCCAUGGUGCAAUAUCGAGAUCAAGUCAUGAAGCUUGUUUUGGACAAUGACAUUUGCGUCGUUGUUGGUGCAACCGGUUCUGGCAAGACGACUCAAUUGCCGCAACUCAUUCUUGAGCAUGAGACGCUGAAUGGUGCAGGCAGUGCGUGCAAUAUCAUCUGUACGCAGCCACGUCGUAUCGCUGCUGUGUCUGUGGCUCAGCGAGUCGCUGUGGAGCGCGACGAAAAGCUACAAGACUCUAUCGGUUAUCAGGUCCGAUUUGACGCCAAGCUACCCCAGUACGGCGGAUCUGUUACGUACUGCACAACUGGUAUUCUGCUUCGUCAACUCCAAGACAAUCAAGAGACAACAUUGGAUAGCAUUUCGCACAUCAUUGUGGAUGAGGUUCAUGAGCGAGACCUUCAGAUUGACUUUUUGCUUGUUGUCCUCAAGCAACUACUCAAUGCGCGUCGCGAGGCUGGCAAAUCACCCGUCAAGCUAAUUCUCAUGAGUGCAACGAUCGAUACGACCUUGUUUUGCAAGUACUUCGGUCAGAACUUUGAAGGUGGCCGGUGUCCCUUCAUUGAAGUGCCUGGACGGACAUUCCCCGUGACGCAUCAUCCACUCGAGGAGAUUGUCGAUGUGCUCAAGGGCUAUGAUCGCAAGCUUGUGACAGAACUUGGCUCACGCGAUACAGCAGCUUAUGUGAUGCGCGAAAUCACAGAGGCGCCUACAUUCAGCAUAUCUGCACCCGUCAGCGAGCGUAACAGUGAGGACGGCGAUGAGCGCGCCGUUAUUGAUUGGAAGUCUCAAGGUAUUGUCGGUGAAGAUGGUGAGCUUGAUGUCGGUGUGGACAAGGAGGAUACAACGACGCCUGUUGGCUUGAUGAGCUUGACUAUUGGCCAUUUGCUCAAAACCACAACAGACGGCAGUAUUCUCGUCUUCUUGCCUGGUUUGGCAGAAAUCACUGCACUCAACCGUCUGCUCACCACAACAAAACCCCUUGGUGUUGACAUUGUCAGUGAACCCAUGUUCAAAAUUUACAUGCUUCACUCUGCCAUUCCACAGAUGCAGCAGGAAGUCUUUGAGAAGCUCGCACCUGGCUACCGCAAGAUUAUUCUUUCCACCAACAUUGCAGAGACAAGUAUCACCAUUCCAGAUGUCGUGUAUGUUGUUGACUCGGGUAAGCACCGCGAAACGCAAUACGAUCAAGCGAAACGUAUUUCAGCCCUCAUCUCCACUUGGAUCAGCAAGUCCAACUCGCGUCAACGUGCAGGACGUGCUGGUCGUGUUCAGCAUGGUCACUACUACAGUAUGAUUUCUGAAAAGCGCUAUGAAUCUCUUGAAGUCGCGCCUCAGCCUGAAAUCCUUCGCACAGACUUGCAAGACCUUUGUUUGCAAAUCAAGAGUAUGGGAAUUGAGGAUAUUCGUGGUUUCUUGCAACAAGCGAUUGAACCACCGUCGCCAGCGGCUGUGGAAGCUUCGGUUGAUCACCUGCAGGCUCUGGCCGCGCUUGAUGAGAAUGAAGCCCUGACGCCACUUGGUAGAGUCCUAUCUUUGCUACCCGUUCGUCCAUCGCUUGGCAAGAUGGUGUUGCUGGGUUCAAUCUUCAAAUGCUUGGAUCCAGUUUUAAUCAUGGCAUCUGCCGCCGAAGUCAAGGAUCCCUUCCUUCGACCGCUCGAAAAGCGCGGCGAAGCUGAUGACAUCAAGCUCGGCUUUGCAGCUGGUACAGGCAGUGAUGUGCUUGCUGUGGUGCAUGCCUUUCAACAAUGGCGUUCCGUGAGAGCCGAGCAGGGUAUGGCUGCAGCGAAAGACUGGUGUUUCCGCAAUUUUUUGCACUUUGGUUCAAUGGUGCAGUUGGCGAGGACGUGCGAACAGACACUCGAGACCGUCUCCAAGACAGGCUUGUUGGCGCCUGCGCGAAAACAGCGAGGCAUGGCAAAAAUGUUUGGCACGCCGGAGGAAAAUAUGAAUGCAAAUUCGUUGGCCUUGCAGGCUGCGCUCGCCACUGCUGGUUUCUACCCAAAUCUCGCAGUACAGACAUUCAAUGCGCGGCUUUUACGAACAGCCUCUGACAAUGCUGCCGUGAUUCAUCCAUCAUCGUUGGCAGCGCCGAAAAGGUUGAACGGCAACCGACAUGGUCGAAUCCCCUCUGAAUCUGUCAUUCCCGUUGGUGCUUUGUUUGUGUAUGCGCAAAAGACCCAAGCAGACGGCUCACAGAUUGCUCUGCGUGGUUGCACACGAACAUCGCCUUUGUCGGUGGUGCUCUUUGGUGGCGAGUCCAAGCAGGAUGGUCCACUCAUUCGCGUGGAUGAAUGGGUGCCAUUCUAUACGCGUGGAGAGCAAAAGUCUGCCAUCAUGCGCUUCAACCAAUUGCUUCGGUUGUACCUGGAGCGUACCUUUGCCAAUCUUGGUAUGGCCAGCAUGGAGCAUCUUCUAGGACGUGGCGGCCGUGGUGGGACUGGAUCAUUGAUGCAAGAUCCUGUGCGUGAUCCGCUCGUCAGGGGUGUAGUGGGCGCACUAGACCAAGCAUACAAGGUCAUCACACGAACACGGGCAGCAAGCUUUGUGCACCAUACAACGAGCCGGCGAGCAGGCUAUGCUGGUGGGCGUGGUGGUGGUAUGACCAGUGGCUCAUCCGCCAGGUCAUCGGGUCGUUCUUUUGCUGGUGCGAGAGGAGACCAGUCAGCUGGAGCUGCAGCGGCUAUCGAUUCGGACUUUGCAGACUUGUUUGCGGAGCAGAAGAGAAGAUGACACAGCAGAGAUAAUGUACGAUAGCAUGAUGCACUAUAUAAUGAGACCCCCCUCAGCU